AUGUACAGACUUCUUUCUAAAACUGCAAUUGCACGCCAAAGUACUACUAGAUUAGCCAAAUCUUAUUCCACUAAUGCAUCUACGUCUUCGAGAAUCAAUUUUAAAUUGGUUGCUGGUGUUGUACCAAUUGCAGUUGCUGUUGGAUACUUGGGCUUUUCAAAUUACAUAAGUAAUGAAACUGUCCUCGGGGUUGCUGAUAAGAUCAGAAAGGAAUUUGAAGAAGGUGAUGCAUUGAGUAAAGAGCAACAAGAGAAGUUUGCCGAUGAACAACAAAGAUUGCGAAACCAAAAGGAAGACAAGGAAAUCGCCAAGAUUGAAAAGCAACAAAGUUUAAACACAAAGAAUGCCGGCGGUCUCGAUAGCACUGAUCCAGCUUCGGAUUCAGAAACUAGGGAAGUUGCUUCAAAAAAAUUGGACGACGAUACCAGCAGACAUGAAGCUAGUGACCCAAAGAAUGUUGAAAAAUCAAAGGAAACCAGACAAGAUCUCAAGGAAAACUUUCAUCCUGAAGGUAAAUCACAAAAGAAACCAACCAAGAAUGAAGGCGACAAAGGUGAAACUGCUUAUAAUCCGGAAACUGGUGAAAUCAACUGGGAUUGUCCGUGCUUAGGAGGUAUGGCUCAAGGCACUUGUGGUGAGGAAUUCAAAGACGCUUUUUCUUGUUUUGUGUUUUCCGAUGCAGAACCAAAGGGAAUUGAUUGUAUCAAAAAGUUUGAGACUAUGAGAAGUUGCUUCAAGAAACACCCAGAGGAGUACAAAGAGGAGUUGUACAAUGGUGAUGAAGAAAAUAGCACUGAAGUUGUAGAACAUGUGGUUUUAGAGGUGGCCGAGCCAGCAGUUAAAGAGAUUGAAGAUGGUCUCGAUUCAGGAAAGAUCAAGCCAAAGAAGUAA
Molecule: messenger RNA, 891 nt
Organism: Lodderomyces parapsilosis
Lineage: Eukaryota; Fungi; Ascomycota; Pichiomycetes; Serinales; Debaryomycetaceae
Gene: MIA40
Product: Mia40p
Exons: 1
Coding region: 1-891 (296 amino acids)
Biological process (GO): protein import into mitochondrial intermembrane space
Cellular component (GO): mitochondrial intermembrane space
Molecular function (GO): protein-disulfide reductase activity
Source: RefSeq, a predicted model, not a curated record